CAAGACUAUCCACUGAUAAGAACUACAUCAAUUCUACCGUCUUACUACCAUGCACCCUGAAUUCUCCGCACAUCCCCCGCAACGCCCGACUCUCAAGCGCCCGGCCGCUAUUCCGUCGGUCCGGAUCAGACGCUGGUCCAUCCCCCUCCUCGCCAUUGCAGCCGGCGCCUACGGAAUCGCCCAGUACGGGGCGAUGCAGUCUAACUCGCCGUACCGGGUCUCCAGCCAACUAGCCGAGGAGGAGCGUCUCCGCAAGAACCAGCAGCUCAUGGACGCCUACGGGUACAAAGACAACGUGGAGGAUCUGCAGAAGGCCCUGGAGGCAUACGAGGUCCAAUGAUGCGGGCUCAUCGCGUCGACGAAAGCGCUUUUUGAUAUUAUGUGGCGUUGGCAUCGGGUUGGAGUUAUGUUUGGUUGCUGAUUGAAUUGAAUCGCUCGGCGUCCGGAGUAUUUACUGUCGUCAUCGGUUUCUGCAUCGCUUCAACAGAAUGUCGGUACUAUUUGAUGCCUUUUGUUCUCUUUACGACUCAUGAUGAAUAUAUAUAUAUUUAUAUAUAUAUAUCUAUGUAUAUCUAUAUAUAUUGAAAUUUAUAUGUUAAUUUACGUUAUC
Molecule: messenger RNA, 610 nt
Organism: Aspergillus nidulans FGSC A4
Lineage: Eukaryota; Fungi; Ascomycota; Eurotiomycetes; Eurotiales; Aspergillaceae
Exons: 2
Coding region: 50-340 (96 amino acids)
Source: RefSeq, a predicted model, not a curated record